GUCGACUGGUGCUCGAUGUUAUAUCCAUUUGUUUUUCCCAUUUUUAAUAGUGCCGUUUUUGGUAUUCACCACUGCAUUAUGUGUCAUAACAGCGCACAUUAAGAAGAUUUAUUAAUUAUAUAGGAAAAGCAUGUUGAGCUAGAAGAUGAAUGAUGGGAAUCCAACACAGUUGAAUUUUAACAUCCCAAAAAUCAAGAAAAAAGUUUCAAAAGACAACUUGAGAAGCGUAGACCUCACUAGUCGGGAUGCUACUGACAUUCUACAGACCAUCGACCAGCGCUGCCUUGACCACUCGUACAAAGGUCAAUGGCAGGUCACCUCUGUACAGAUCGUGGACAACCCGGAACUGGAGAGUACCUACAGAAAAAAACGUUUGGAGCUGAAAGAAGAUGGCCGUCACAACCGAGAAUUGAGUGAGCAGUUCUGUUUCCUUUCUUUCCGGUCUGACCACCAGGUGGCGAACAGAGUUGUUAAGCAGGGGUUGAAGACUCGGCUUUUGAACAUCAGCCCACUUGGUGACAGCAAGUCUGGAGUGUACCUGUGUCGACACCCCGAUGUACAGCUGCGAGUUGCCGAUGGUCGAGAUGAAGCCAAGACGUGUAUAUGUGUCUUCAAGGUCACACUGGGUAGAUGCAAGUCAAUGCCAGUGGCGAGUAUGGAUAGCAUUGUGGAACCAACUCCUAACUUCGACUCCCACAUAUCUGCAACUGUUGCACAGCCCACUGACACACCUACAACACAGAUGCUGCGAUCCCAGGUCUAUCUGUUUGAAUACACUGAUGAAGCCUUGCCAUCAGAAAGGCCACGCCAUUGUUUGCCAUAUGCCUUGGUGGAUUUCAAGAAAAAUCAGUCUGUAUCUAAAUCUACCUCAAGGCCUAGAUCCUCCUAUGACCGAAGUGCUGAAUCCUGGCGUAUGGAGACAGAACCUGCCCCUCCUCCAUCUUGGAGUGUAAGAAUGUCAAGAAGGUCAAGAGAGAGCAGUGCUGCAGAUCCAAGGAAUGAGCCUGAAGGAUUUAGAACUGACCAUCUCUAUUACCCAGCUGCUGAGGGUAGGAGAACAAGCAUCGAAUGUCAGUAUCCUCCUAGAAUUGAUGCCAGAAGAGAAAAUGUUGAUGAACAAAGCAUUACUGCCGGCAUCAUGUUCCCUUACAAGGCUACAGUCUUUCCUCAGAGUCUGAUAUCAGGGGUGCCUGUGAUGACACUAAAUGUGCCACCAACAUGGAGAGAAGAUCCUGAAGCAGCUAGGCGAAGGAGCAUUGACAAUCAACAGAAUUCAGAACAUGGUCAAACUUCAGCAGAUGCAGUGGACAUUCCUGUGCCAGAAGCAAAGAUUUUAAGUCCUGAAAUCCAGACCAUGAUCAAAACGGUUAAUGAAUUGUGGGGGAAACCUCCUGAGCAUGGUCAGGCACAAAUUUACACUGAGACUGACUCAUCUGUUAAUUAUAGUACUUUUAUUGAACCCGUCUCAUCUGAUUUUAACUUCAAACCAUCAGCAACUCCUGAGUCUGGUGCUGUGUCUGGCCAGAACAGUGCUCAGCUAGGUAAGAGAGUGGAUCCACGGAUAGAUAAAGUGGCAGUUAUGAUGCCUGAUCCAAAUCUCAAACAGAAGGUUCCAGAAGUUGCUGGUUUAAGUACUGAAGCAGACAUUAAGGAUUUAAAUGAAAGCAUUGAAGCUUUAAAUGAAAACAAGCAUACUGGAGUGCCAUCUAAUCAGGAUAAACAGCAAGGAGUUUCACCGUCACAUGCUGGUCCAAUGGUUGAUGCCAAAGAUUCCAUUCAGACGCGAGUAGAUACAAGUCAUAAUGAGAAAUCAGACACUAGUACAGCUUCUUUGCCUGUAACAACACGGUCAGGUAAAAAGAAGAUAUCCUUAAAAGAUUAUUCCAGCAGAGUCUCCAUAGCAAAGAAGACACAAGUGAGUUCUGUGGCUUCAUCGAAAACAAGUCCGGUCUCGGAUUCUAAAUCUGAUGGGGACUCAAAGGUUGUCACGGAUUCCAUAUCAGAACCUAAAUCUGAGUUGCUAUCUGAUAGUCAUAAUGUUGAAACAAAGAGUGCAGAACUUCCAAAUGCAGACAAUGAAAUUGGAAAUACCUCUAAGCUAUCUGACAAAGAAUCUACCGAAAUUUCUGCAAAUGCAGAAGACAAGUUGAAAAGUUCUUUGACUUCAAAUCCAGCACAAGAGGCUAUUGUUAGUUAUUCCACAUCUGCUGUGAAGGAUGAUGGGAUUGCCGAUUACACCACAUCUGCUGUGAUGAACAAUAAUGCUACUUCUGAAGGCGCUGUACCUGACACAUCACAGAGUAGAUUUAGAGGUCUGUCUUCUUUCGAUUCUCCCAGACAAACUGGAUACACCUAUUUUGAUUCUCCAUCUAAGGCAAGUCAUACAUCAUGUAGCAUAGGUCAGCCUGUGUAUUCUCCAUCUAAGGCAAGUCAUACAUCGUGUAGUAUAGGUCAGCCCGUGUAUUCUCCAUCUAAGCAGGCAUUGUAUUCUUCACCAGUAGGUUCAUAUAAAUCCAUGUUCUCUCCUCUUAGUGAGUCUGAUGUUUCUGAUGUUGAACAAAGCAUGAAGACAAUUUCAGAUGGUGGUAUGCAAAGUGAUGACAUAGGCAGCACAACUCGACCUAUGAUCAGUUCACAGGAUGUUUACAGAACCUCAGGAUUCACAGGCGAAGCAGUUACCGAUCAACAGCCACCAGUUUCAGUGCAGGACCUAGUCAGCAAACUGCAGGCUAUAGGUAACAUACAAGAUGUUCUUCAGAAGUACAAAUUUCCUUUGCCGUCUUCAGGGACUUCUUCUCACAUCCAGCUGUCUCCUGUCUCAUCCAAACCAGGCACGCUCGCUUGUCCUGACUACGAUGUCGACAUGCGGUUGCAGAGAGAGGCAUCUCUUCAGUACAGACAAAAUGAAUAUGAUGAAUCGGAUGCACAAAGAAUGGGACAUCGAUCAAAACCAACGCCAACGUACCACAUGGGGUAUGAAGAAGCUUAUAGCCAGUCAGAAAACAGUACAUACAUCCCACGUUCAGUCAGUCCAAGACAUGACCUCAGCCAACAAUCAGGUCAUGCUGGAUGGAAAGUGAAUGCAAGAAGCGAUAAAGCUGAUCAGGCGAGAUACCCCAGACAGCGAAGUCCAAGGAGACCCCGAAGUCCGAGAAGCCCGAGAAGUCCAAGAAGACGUAACUCGUGGACAAGAUAUGAACCAGAUGUUAAUGCUUAUGGCGAUGUCGAUAUGCGUUGUCUGUGGAAACCAGGCUCACACAGUUCUGAAGAGUCUAGAGACAGCCGAAGCGGGAGUUCAAGCAGGUCUGAACGUGGACUCCAGGAUUCUGGUUACACCCGAAUGGAAACGCAUACAGACCAGAGUUUUGGAAAAGGAGGAACAGCCAGUUUGGAAACUGAUGACAAAAAGGGUUACCCAUCUCAGACAACACCUGAAGAAAGGAGGUUGGAUUCCCCAAGCAACAUAAUGCCAGAUUUUGGAAUCUGGGUGGCUCCUAAACUUGUAAUUCAAGGGGGACAACUCAGCAAAGAAGCAGACUACACACCAAGAAAACUUUUAGCAGCAUCAACAGAAGUGAAAGGAAAGAACCUAAGUGCAGUAUUCGAAGAGAUCGAGCAGUCAAAGGCUGCUGUCGUUGAAAAAGACUCCAUUUCCCUGACUUAUGAUGCAGGGAAAUCUGAUUCUGGUGGUAGUGAAAUAACUCAACAACUAUCUGUCACAGAACAACUACAAGUGAGUGGCAUUUCAAAACCUCAGGACAAAUCAGCAGGACCUACAGCAGUAACAGCAACAACAACAACAACAACAACAGUAUUACAGGAACAGCCUGGAAGCAUGACAGGAGCUGUAGCAGCAUUAGCUGCUCUGUGGUCAUCGCAGGAAGUAGCCAACCAGAUGGUGAUGCCUGACACAGUUGAAGAAGCACAAGAGACAGAUGAUUCUAAGGUUAUACCAGAGAAGAGUCUGGAGACGAGUUGUGCAAUAAACGUUACCAGCAUUGCUGGAAAUGCUACAUCUGAAGUGUCUCCGAACAUUGCUAGAGCUAUCACUCCUGAACCAUCUGUGAAUGUAGCAGGUAAAAACCGGUCACCAGUGGUUUCUGCAAGCAUAAGUGAAGAGACAACCGAGAAAGAUAUUCUUGGACAAACACCAGAGAAACAUCCAAAUCUUGAUAAUUUUGAAGACCAGUUUAGUAGUGAUGGGAAAGCGGAAUCAAAGACAAGUGUAGAAACAUAUCACUCUAAUGUCUCACGUGACAGAUCAGAUUACUUUCAGUCACAGUGGUCUCAUUUUGCACGGGACGAUUUUGACAUGGAAAUAGAUUAUACAGAUUUUAGCUUCGAUAUGCCGCAUCAGUUUGAGGAGACAAUACCUGAUGGAACAGACAGCCCCGAUGUCCCUGACGACAGAUCGGGCGAGAACACACCUGUACAGGACGAAAUGCACCACGAGCAUGACCAGGAUGGAGAAAACAGAUCUUCCACUCCUUUGAUAGACGAGAGACCGCACGAUCACAUGUCUUUCACUUCUCUGGAUACUCCUACGCCAGCAGUUGUUUCCAGCCUCAUCACAUCAGCUCCUGCCAUUAUUCACGAACCACUGGCCAUCAUCCAUCAAAGUGGAUAUCAGCCUCUCACAUCUCAUCUGUUAGUUAAAGACACGUUAGUUACCACAUCCCCAUCUAGCAAACACUUUACUCCCAUUGAUAGUCCUUAUGUUGUCAGCACAGGAUUCGACAAGAGUUCUGCUUGUGGACUUGGACCUUCUGUUGAAGCAGCUGAUGAUACAGUUAAAGACACUGAAUCUGAUCGUCUGUCGAGGCAAGGGACACCAGUGCAGGAUGAACCUUACCUGACCAGCUAUGCUGCUGAUCAGCAGGUAAACAGCAGUGCUGGGCUUCAGGAAAGCAAGUCCUAUUCUGUUUUCCAAACAACUCAUUUACAAGCUGGACAGUUACAGUCCAGAGAUACGUCGGACAUCUCUACUAUUGGACGUCAGUCUGCAUUCACGCCUGCAGUGGGUGGAAAUUCACAGGAUUCUGUCAGUGUUACAGAGUCCAGGAAAAGUAAAAAAUCUGAGAAGCAACAAAUGAAACUGCAGGAAAAGUGGCCACAAGUUUAUCUUGUUGAUUUUAGAAAGACAACGAAACUGGAUGAAAAGAAUAGCUGUACCUUAUGUCAAAAUGCCAAUUGUCUUGCAAGGAAGUUCAAAGCAGAUUUACAGUGCAUGAACAAAGAUAUAACAAAGUCAGAAAAACGUAAUGAAACCCACCAAACAUGUCUUAGUCGUUCAUUGGAUGACAAUGAUGUUAAGUCCAAACUGACUGUUGAUACAGAUAUAAAGUCCAAACAGGUUGUGAAUGAUAACAUUAAACCCAAGCUUGUUGUUGCUGAUGAUGUUAAACCCAAACUGGUUUCAACAGAUAAAGAUGUUAAACUCAAACUGGUUUUAACAGAUAAAAAUGUUAAACCCAAACUGGUUUCAACAGAUAAAGAUGUUAAACCCAAACUGGUUUUAACAGAAAAGGAUGUUAAACCCAAACUUGUUGUUGCUGACAAGGAUGUUACAUCCACACUGGUUGCUGUUGAUACUAAGCAAACAUUACAAACGUCUGAUGUGGCAAACAAUCUGACUGUUUCAGAUAUUAGUUAUGAAACAAAAUGUCUGCAUGCGGCUAUCAAGGACGAAGAUGUGAAAAAGGAAACGGACAAAAAUGAGGUUAGUCGAAAUGAACUGAACAGUGAAGUGGUUCAGCAGGAAAAAAGCAGCACUUUCUGGCAUAAUGUAGCUUCUUUAUCAAAAAAGAAAAAAGACAGUAUUAAGAAAGAACUGGACAUGGAUAUCAAAUAUCUCAAUGAAUCUGGUCAUUAUGAUGGUGAAAGCAAAAAGGUAGAAACGUAUACCGUGAAAGAUGAAAAGACCCUGCCUAAUGAAGUCGAAAAGAAAAAUAUGAUUGUGAAAACAAGUGACACUGAUGAUAUUGAUGUCAUAGGAACUCACACACAAGUUCAGAUUCCAACUACCGUUGAGAAAAAGACAUUGUCGAUCAAAUUUAAAAAGAAAGAAACCAAAAAGAAUCUAGAACCUGUUCCAGUGAAUCCAGUGUCGAAUAUUCAGAGAAUUUCCACGUUAGGAAAAACAUACUUACCUAGCAAAGGUGUUCAGGAAAAGAUCCACGAGGCAGAUGUGCAUGUAAGUGUAGCAUGUUCUUCAUCGGCAGUUCUGCGCCAACCUUCACCUACACAGUCUGUAAAAUCUAAAACACCUUCAGCUCCAGUCAGUGUUUCAAGUGUGAAAAGGUUACCAGUGACAAAACAGCUUGAAACUGUGUCCAGUAUUUCGAAAUCUGAAGAUAUUAUAUGGAGAAACACUGAACCGGUUGCAGCAAAAGUGAGUACGUCCUCUGAUGCGAGGCAUGUGGAAUACGCUCAGUCUCGGGGUGGCAGCAGCGGAUCCUCUGAUGUGAGGCAUAUGCAGUAUGCUCAGUCUCGGGCUGACACAAGUGGACAGUCGAUUCCUGUACUAGGUGCAGCUCGAGGGACACAACAGAAGAGUGACAAAUUGAUACCUACUACUGUAACCAGUGAAUGGAGUAGUCAAGCUUCUGGCUACCAGCAAGUUCCUGUAUUGUCAUGUCCUUCUGUGUCACCUUAUGUAGAAACACCAGCAAUUCAGAAUGCAGCUGUUUCAGGCAGUGUAAAAUAUGUGUCACAGAAUCCACAUGAAUAUGUAUCCAGUCAGCCUGCACCUUAUCCCCCAGUCCAUUCUCUGACUCACACACAGCCUGUACAAUCAAGUAGCUAUCUUUCCCAUCAUGUGAAUAUAGCAACAACUAGGCUGGCAUCAUCAGUUCCAGUUCCUACUGUAGUGUCAUCUGCUUCUGUUGGUGCUUUUCGACCACAGGUUCCACAAUACCAUCAUCUUACUGCACCUGGAAUACCAACCCAGUUUCGUCCAGUUACAAAUGUUCGUCCUCCUGGUGGACAAUCAUCUGCAGCACUUCCAUCAGUUGGUGUCCGGCAGAUGACACCGAUGAUUCCUAGAGUGAGCUACCCACCUGUGGGUCACUAUGUGUCAUACCCACAGGUUCCUUCAACUGUUCUGUCUCAGCGUGUACCAGCUGCUCCUCUUGUGCAGCUGCAGUAUCCUGGAGGAUUUCAGCCAAAUUACUACAGGCCAGUGUCUGCAGUUGCACAUCCUCCGCUUGUUAGACAAGAUCAAAAGGCUGUUCAGUAUUCUGGUUAUUAUCCAAACACACAGAAGCCAUCCACCAAAUCUUCAGAUCUGACCGAGUGGUUUGCUGAUAUUGUUGCUCCUAAACGAGAACAGUCCAGAUCACCAACGUGUAGUGAAUCAGAUGAUUCAGUAACAAGCUCCAUAAGUUCCGAUGGUAGAAAGAGAGACAUAUCAACUUCUGAUUGUUCCAUAGACUCACCUAUGGCAAAGAGGAAAAGACCGGUGGUGACAAACCUGCGUCACAUUCCUCUAGAAGAUUCAGGAGGGGGUACAAUAAGUGGGUCACACUCAGAACAGUCAAAUAAAAAAAAUAGUGGUUCUUUUUUAGUCCAUUCUAGCCGGGACACAUCUCUUGGGGAUAUGUUGUGUGCUGGCAAAGACAGAAAAUCAACCGAUUCCCCAUCUAGUCAUAUGCUUGAAACAAACUGUGAGGUUUCUUCUAAGAGGCAAAAACAUAAUGAUGAAGUUGAAACAACAGAAACUUAUCGCAUUCAAAAUAAGGAUGAGAACAGAAGCAAACAUAAGAAAUUUGAAAAAGGAUUUAAAAGCAAUGAUCCAGAAAGUAACAAAUCAUCAAAAGAAAUCAUCAAAAGCUGUACUGCAGAAUAUAGGACAUUUGAAAAAGAAAUCUUCAGUAGUGUUGAUGCAGAAGAUUGUCCAAAAGAGACAGAAGUAGAUACCGAUGGCAGAAAUGUUUCUGUCUAUUCACAGUCUGUUGGUAAUAAAUAUAAAUCAUAUUCUUUAGACGUUGAAGUCACUAAUACAGUUAAAGAAGGCUUGUCAUCACCAGAAACAGAAACAGAAGCAGGUUAUACCUCAUCAGAUUCUGAACCUGCAGGUAAUAAUUUUAAUAUUAUAGCACCAGUAAGUUCAUCAUUUACUUCCUCCUGUCAUUUGCCUCAGGACUUGCUGUCAAAGGUAACAAUAAAAGAUCUGUCAGUAGCAAGGAUGACCAUUCUGAAUGCUUUAAAUCAACUGCCUGUGAGUACUGCCACUGACUGUGAAGGUUCAAAAACGCCCGACACUAAUACUCCUCCUGGUGAAGAAGAUAUUUAUGAUCCUUCAGUACCAACAGUUGAUUCAGAAGAAGAAGGAGAGUUAAAAAGUGAUGACACCCAGGACUGGGACAAUCAAAAAAGAGAAACAAAAUUUAAAAAUACAUUUGUUGAAAGAGGAGAAAGAUGCCCAGAAAAACAAAAAAAAUUCAUGAAGCUUUAACAACUGUGGAUACUGCAUCAAGAAUCUAUCAAGCGAAAAAGGUUGCCAG
This is a messenger RNA of Gigantopelta aegis, 8504 nucleotides long. RefSeq lists its product as uncharacterized. Gene Ontology annotation, cellular component: nucleus. The record is from RefSeq and is a predicted model, not a curated record. Gene Ontology annotation, biological process: male meiotic nuclear division; regulation of double-strand break repair via homologous recombination; homologous chromosome pairing at meiosis. The coding region runs from base 146 to 8455 and encodes 2769 amino acids. The transcript has 10 exons. Lineage: Eukaryota; Metazoa; Mollusca; Gastropoda; Neomphalida; Peltospiridae.